AUGACAAAAAAAGAUUUUGAAAAAUAUGUCGAAGACAAAGAAAACAAUCCGGAUACAUUGUAUGGAAAAACGAGGAAAAUGGAGCCUUGUGUGAAUAACAGGAGGGGCAGCUUUUGCCUGCAAGAUAGUUAUGACUCCACAAGCGGGCCGAUGGGGUUAACGACCGACCUAGGAAGUGAUACACCGCCGAGCAUAUCUAUGCAAGAACGAGUUAUCGCGCACACAUCUCCUUCCUACGCGAGAGCUGCGGCGGUGUCAACCGGUGAGCCUCUCUCUGUCGCUCCCGGGCAGAAACGGCAACACAUGGAGAUCCACCACGGACAGGAGGCCCACUGCGACGAUCAAGAAUGCACUUCGCACGUGCCGUCGUCUGCGGUGCCAGCUGUUGCGGUGACGUCACGCGAGAACACAACGGGCGGCGCUGGGGAAGCCGAGAUACACAAUAAUAGUGAAGGAGAAUGGGUUCAGGUCGUAAGGCAAAAUGUGUCAGUGUUAAAUCAUUGUUGUGAUAAAUUCUGUGAUAAGUCUGAACAUAAAUUAAUUAUAAAUAAAUUGGAACAAGCAGAGACAAAACUGCGCAAAGAACUGAGUGGAGACAACAAUGACAAAGAAGAGUUCAAGGAUAAUUGGCUGGAAACCGAUCGCUGUCCCGGAGCUGAGGAUUUUUCUUGUAUUGUUGUUCCACAUGUGAACUAUCCCUCUCAGUCGACAUCAAGACUACUGGAAAAGGGAUAG
Messenger RNA from Parnassius apollo (apollo), 735 nucleotides. The record is from the annotation of a GenBank genome assembly. Lineage: Eukaryota; Metazoa; Arthropoda; Insecta; Lepidoptera; Papilionidae.